Echinostoma caproni is the source of this 234-nucleotide messenger RNA. The record is from the annotation of a GenBank genome assembly. Lineage: Eukaryota; Metazoa; Platyhelminthes; Trematoda; Plagiorchiida; Echinostomatidae.
ACCGAAGAAGAAUGGGAGAAGUUGCUCAAAGAAAUGAAAUUGCUCGAAGAGGUCAAGAGAGCGAAACAGGCCAGUUUGAAAUUGGCCCAGACGCGCCUUGACGGUCGCCAGAAUCGGCCCUACUUUGAGAACAAUGAUGAUGCUGUUCAAGCGGGGCUAUUGGAAGAGUUGAGCGGUUUGACAGAUAGCAUUGAUGCUUUGGAUGAGCAAAUUGAAAAGAGUCGGUAUGUAUGA